AUGCAACCCAUGGAGGGGGUUCUGGUUGCUUUGGCAUCCUACGGCGCCACCAUGCUCGCGCAGAUGGCCAAAGAUAAGGUGGCCAUGCUGACCAGGGUCUCCGGCGAGAUCGACGACAUUGGCGUCAAGCUCAGGGACCUCAAAAACUUCCUUGCCGAUGCUAAUAGGAGGAACAUCACUGACGAGAGCAUGCGGCGGUGGGUGGAGGAACUGAAGCGUGCCAUGUACGACGAUGCCAUUGACAUCCUCGAUCGAUGUCGGCUCAAGGUCACAGAGUAG
Messenger RNA from Triticum turgidum subsp. durum (durum wheat), 279 nucleotides. The record is from the annotation of a GenBank genome assembly. NCBI's taxonomy places the organism in Eukaryota, Viridiplantae, Streptophyta, Magnoliopsida, Poales, Poaceae.